AUGGAUUCAUUGAGCAGGAACGUAAGGAGUAAAUCAAACAGCAACAGGAGCAUAAGCGAGUUACCAGAUGAGAUUCUGCAACUCAUUCUCUCUUUCCUCCCAACCGAUGAUGCUGUGAAAACAAGCGUUCUAUCUAGGAGAUGGGAAUAUCUCUGGACCUCCAUUCCCAAUUUCGACUUUCGAGAAGGUUAUUGUGAGGGCUAUCACUUUAUGGAGUAUGCGCAUCGAGUGAUUUCUCUUAGUAGCUCUGCCAUAAAACAAUUUUCUCUUGAAUUUUAUGGGGCUGUUGAUGAACUUUGCUUUAAAGGGUUGAUAGCUGCUGUAGUAAGGCGUAAUGUUGAAGAGCUGGAGAUUGUUGCUUUAGAAGCCGAAGAACAUCUUCAAUUGCCUCAGAGCCUUUGUUUCUGCAUCUCUUACUAG
This is a messenger RNA of Tripterygium wilfordii, 420 nucleotides long. RefSeq names its product F-box protein At1g19070-like. NCBI's taxonomy places the organism in Eukaryota, Viridiplantae, Streptophyta, Magnoliopsida, Celastrales, Celastraceae. The coding region runs from base 1 to 420 and encodes 139 amino acids. Gene Ontology annotation, molecular function: protein binding. The transcript has a single exon. The record is from RefSeq and is a predicted model, not a curated record.